Molecule: messenger RNA, 5694 nt
Organism: Pseudozyma flocculosa PF-1
Lineage: Eukaryota; Fungi; Basidiomycota; Ustilaginomycetes; Ustilaginales; Ustilaginaceae
Exons: 3
Coding region: 1-5694 (1897 amino acids)
Source: RefSeq, a predicted model, not a curated record
AUGUCGUCGGUCCGAAGUCGAAAGACGCCGGGCAAUCGAGCCGCCACCGAUCCUUCUCAGGGCACCACGGCCGCCCGCCCGAGCGCCAUCCCGGUCGCCUCUGCCUCGAUGACUCGCCUCGCUAGUGCCUGCGAUAUCCCGGCCAUCGCCUCAUCGUCGUCGACAUCCAACAAAGACGACAGCCAGGACAGGCCUUCUGCCGCCCCAUCGGCCAAGCGCCAGCCGUCGUCGCGGGCAUUGCAGAGGGAGUUCCUCGAUACACCGGCGACCGACACUGCGCACGCACCAUCCUCGAGCCGGCCCCUGUCACGGCCUUCGAGCAGGGAGGUGCUGCCGCGCAGCUCGUCACUCAUCGCCACCCGCAAGAGGUCCGCCUCUGGCAACGAGAGGAGACUGCCCCCCUGCAUCUUGGGAUUGCCCUCGAGCGCCACGAGCGCAGGUCUGGGUGCAGCCGCAAGCUCGAAACGACCCGCCUCGUCGUCUUCAGGCCGCCAGUCGGCCUCACGCAGUGCGGCGCCAUCUGCCUGGACCGCUUCGAGGUCGAUGCACACCAGAGUUGAGCCUCCUGCAACUUCUGCCCCGGUUCCCCAUGCACCCUCCACAUCGAAUCGGUCGCAGCGAGGCCCCGUCGACCCUCUUCGGCCCAGGCCGAGUGGCAACCUGCUCGACGCGCCCGGGCCGUCUAGCGCAGCGCAGUCGCAUCCCGCCGGACGCAAGCGUUCGCCGUCCAGCUCGAAGGCGUCUCCUGCGGCCGGGGCGACUCCGAUGCAGAUUGCGCCUCGAUCAGGGCGGCCCCACCGAGCCUCCGUCGGUGGUGACGCCAGCCAUGACUCUGCAGCGGCAUUCGUCCCUCGCAGCUUCACGCGGAGCCGGAUGUCGAUCGGCGACGAUGACGACGACGACGAUGACGACGAUAUUGCGGUCGAUCUUGACCUCGACGACGACGACGACGACGAGGGCGACACCGACGGCGAGUCCACAGACGCCGCCUGGAUGUCCUCAAAGAGCAUGGUCAGCAGCGUCUCGACGUACCCUAGCUCGACGCCGGGCGAUGGCGAGCUCGCGUGGGACGGUCUCAAGGGCUCCCGCCGUAAGCCGUCGACCUCGUCGUCGUCCGCGCUCUCCUUCCGCGACCGGCUCGACCGACCCCCCGCUCGGCAGAGCACUCUCACCGACUCGCGGCACGUGCACGGCGACCUGUCGAUCCAGAGCCAGGAGACCGACUGGGACGAGGAGCUCGGCAUCACCGAGGUGCGGCAGGGUGCCGGCAGCCUGCUCCGUCCGACGGUCUUUGCCUCGUCGCUGUCGCAGGCAGGCCCCAGCAGCGCCGCCGAACAAGUCGCCGCUGCGCCUCACGUUGCCGCCCGCACAGAGGGGAAGCGCUCGGACCCUCAGGAUCUGCACCAUUCGCCGCAGAUCCGCGGGCUCCGUGUCACGCAGUCCGUCAGCGAGAGCUGGGACGACGACUUCCUCUUCCAGAACGACGACGACGCCGGCCUCGACGCCGAGCCUGCCCACCAGGCAGCCCACGCUGGCAAGGGCAGGGCGGGAGCAUCCGGGCGAAGCUCAGACCGCUCUCGCGGCUCGAACACUGCGCGAAAGCAGUCGGCAGCAGCCCGGGGUGCAUCAGCCGUCCGAUCCGGCAGCGCCGAUGCAGAGAGCGAGGAGGACGAGAACUGGGACGUCGCCUUUUCGUGGGAGGAUGUCCCAGAGCGACGGGCGUCGAUGCGCAGGUCGACCUCGCCGCAGGGCGCCGGCCGAUCCGCCUUUCCGACCGCUCUUCGCUCGACCCCUCUCACCGCAGCGGCGGUCUCGGUUCACGCGGCUACGGGCCUGCCGCCGACCAGGAGCGCCUUUAGGGGCAGCCAUGGCAAGGUUGGUCCGUCUGACGUGCAAGGGCACGGCGCUCACGCGCGAGCUGAAUCGACUUCGUCGCGCGGCAGCGUCGUCACCGAUCUCUCGGCCGCGCUAGCCGCGCAGUCGGAUGCGAGCUCCUGGGGCAACCGUAGCUCGUCCGAGAGCGGCCAGACCGACCUGACGGCCGACCUGCUGAGCAGCCCGUCGGACAAGCUGCAGGUGCCUCUGGCCGCCUCGCCGACCUCGGCACGAGUCGUCCGCCCGCGGCAGGUCAGCCAGGGCACGAUUGUGCACACCUCGAUAGAGGACAGCGGGGACGAGACCGAGACCGAAGCCGACUCGAGCGUCGCGCACGCCUCUCCAAAGGGCGGCAAGAGCAAGCGGCGCUCGCUACUCGCGUCCUUCACCCGUGGCAGGGCUGUCCGCGAUCUGUCUCCGGCCCGCCGGCCCGAGUCGUCCUCGUCAGGCUAUGGGCACGCGCACGGCGAGGCAGUCAAGACUCUUGUCGGCAUGACUGCCAACCUCGAGAUUGCUGGGCCAGGGCUUUCGCCAAAGGGCCGCUUCUACAAGUUGGACGCCUUUGGCUCGUCGCGGACCUCGGUGGUCGAUGCGUCAGACGAUGCCAGGCUGACGAGCUCCCAUCGCUCCGGGCAUGCCAGCCUCGAGCCGUGGAUGAAUCAGGGCGAUCAUUCGGGCAGCGGCGGAACAACCGCCAACCCCUCGCUGACCUCGCUGAACAGUCAGUCGUCGCAGCGAUCUCGACGCUCGUUCGGCGCAUCGGUGCCGUCAAAGCUCGAAAGGGGCUACCGUGCUCUCAAGAAUGCCAAGAUCGGACGCCGGACCAGUCAGAAGCCGACCACGCCAAGCUACGGCGCUGCGCGCUCCCCGCCCAGCUCUCCGCUCGCGCGCAGCCGCACCAUGUCCAACGAUCCGGGUGACUUGUCUCUGGACUCCAAGACGUCCCAGCCCUCGGCGGAGCCUGUUCCGACCGCGGCAGGGACAGCAUCAUCUGCGCGAUACAGCUCUGCGCAUCAUAGACCCCCGGCCGGCAAGCUGUCUGCGGACUUCGGCUUCGAGCAGUCGCCUCAUUCGUCCGAUGCCGCUGUGACGGCAGCUCGGUGCACCACGGCAACGCGGCCCAGCCACGGUGCUGGGCAGCGUGCCGACGCCAGCCGCCGUUCGACGCCCUCCGGCAGCAGAGGAGAGGCCUUCACGUUCCACGACGCCGGCGUCCAGCUGCGCUCUGUCGGCGACUCGAACUCGCCCGCAGGCUCGCCCGCACGAGCUCGGCGCGACCACUCGAGCUCCGCCACGCUCCGAGCCAGUGCCAGCGCCGAGGCCGAGGUCGUGCGCUCCAUCUCCAGCCGAGACCGUUCUCGCUUUGAUGUCGGGGCACGCCCGUCCGCGUCCACGGACGUUGGUGUCGAUAGGCAUGCGUUGGCGCCAGCAGUCCAGGGCGGGAAAGAGCUCGAUCCGCAUGGAGGCAUCGCCCGCUCGAGCGAGUGGUCAUCGGCGUCCGACGCGCUCGUCGGACGAGCCGGAGCGGAUCCUCGCUACAACUCGUCGCCACCGCCCAACAGCCGCUCAGUUUCGGCGUCGACGGAAACCAGCGCCUGCAGCAGCGACGCCCUGUCCCGGACGCACCGCAAGGACGCCAGCUGGAGCGGGACCGAGAUGUACGACUCUGAGACCACCCAUGGGACCAGCGUCGGCAGCGACUCGCCUUCAGGUGCGCGGGCAUCGGACAGGAUGCUCGCCAGCAAGCCGUCGACGCCGUCGGAGCACGGCGCUUCGAAGUCGCCGGGCGUCAGAAGUCGAGCCGCGACGCCGUCAGACAGCGUUCGGCCCGGCAGCCGCCACAGCACGACGUCCGCCUCGACUCCCGUCCGCAGCAUUGCGCGGGCCGGCAGAAAGAGCCACAACGAGGCCGGCUGCAAGCGCGCCGUCGUGCACGAGGAGGACGAAGAGGAGGAAGAUCACGAAAGGACCGCCGCGGCAACGGCACUCGGCCGCGCAAAGACCCAGGCAGAGGCGGACGCCGACGAUGCGGUCAGUUCGGCUGCGGGCGGCGCAGCGCCUUCGACAACGCCCAGCAUGCCGCUGCCCUCGACCUCUGCGCAGGCGGGCAAGGAGGAGCCGGCAAAGAGGCCGACAAUGGGCCGCAGAAACAGCCUCAGCGACCUGCGCAUUCCGAGCCGCAUCAGUCGAGCCCAGACGGGUAUCCGCGCCAACAUCACGCUGGUCCGCGACUUUGCCAAGGGAGUCGAAGAGCUCAAGGCGCUCCAGGCUCAGCACGACCGGCUGCGUCGAGCGCUGAGCUCGGCCGACCCGGUCUCGAGGCAUCGCAUCGACGAGAUCGAACAGCAGUUCCAGAAUUGGUGGGACUGUGCCGACGUGCUCGUCGGACUGGGCCAGGGCCGCAGCGACGCCGACGCUUCGGCCGAUGUGCGGACCAUCUCGCAUUCGCCUGCCGGCAAUGGGGCCAUCGCAGCUCAUUCCAGCGCCGCGCAGAUCGCACGGGAGCGCCGCAUCACUCUCGAUGGCCCGGCAUCGAGGAGGACGAGCCUGGCCUCGCAGGCUCCCCGGCUGGAUCCGAUCCCCACGUCGCAGCAGUCGUCUUUGUCCAGGCCGCCUUCUGGCGCGGGAGGGCGCAAAGAGAGGCAGGCCGAGGGCCUCAAGAGCCGGACCUCGUCCACGUCCUCGAGGAACGUGAACCCGCAGCGCGAAAUCGACAUCAUCGCCGCCAUGCUCAAUGCCGCCUCGAUCGCUCCAGACUCGCCACCUCCUCCGCCUCCGCCUCCGCCGCCACCGACCAUCUGGGAGCGCUCCUCGUCCACGCCCGACACCAAGACGAUGUCUGCCAUCGCAGACGGCGAGGCUGGCCACAGCAGCCAGGACGGUGACGCUGGGCUUGGACUGGGUGCCGUUGACCGCGCGCCCCCUUCGCCUCGGGAACGACCAGGAAACAUGGCCAGCACGCCGGACGGCGGACUACUGCAGGAUCCGACGGCAAGCCGCCCCUCGACGGCGAGCCUCAGUUUUGCCGACGCCUCGCCCCCGCCGCGCAAAGCGGGCGCGUCGACGGCCGCCAGCGCCUACCCGUACAAUACCGCACCUGCCGCCGCCGGCAGCCGGGGUAGCCUGUUUGGCGCCGUGUCGACCGACUCGAUCGCCAUCGUCGACGGCAACAAGAGCGCCAAACGCAGGCUGCGGAGCGCUAGCCGCGCCGGUCUGCAAGGGCUCAAGGAACUGCUCAAGGCGUUUCGCAGCAAUGCCCACGACGACGAUGCCCAGGACCGGGCGAGUGCCGCCGAGCGCGAAGAGGCGCCGCCGGCCAAAGGCUUUGCCUCGUUCCGCAAGUCGUUCGACGCCUCGGCUGCCGCACCUGCGGUCGACAAGGAUCCCGCCCCGGUCGAGACCGACGGCGACCGGAGAGCGGCAGGCGGUGCUGCCUCGAAGCGGAGCUCGUUUGGCUGGAUGGAGCCCAGAGCGGACAAGGCCUCGAUCUCGCCGCCGCCGAGCGCACGCACGCCGGUGGGCUCUCCCGAGCGACGCCGCUCCCACCUCUUCCGACGCAAGAAGGACGGCGAAGCUCCCUCUGCGGACGCGGGCGUUCCGCCGAGUAGCCCUCCGCUCCCUUCCGACUCGCCGCGGUCGCAGCGCCACCAUCCGGGCGGACCUGCGAGCCCGGUCCUGCCAAGUCUGCCCAGUGUCGAGCUUGCCGACUCGCGAUCGAGCCAGACCAGCGCGUCGCGUCCUACCACCGCUUCGGGCGCCUCGGAUGGCCAUCGCAAGUCGUCGCACCUCAGCGCCAAGGACGCAGGGUUAGCCAGUUGA